AUGCUUUUGCUUCCCCAUUGCGCUUCGCUCUCUCAUGAUGGGCUGAUUUUGCUUAAAAUCCGAAAGGUAGAUUGGAGGGACACCAGUAAUGCUCUGAGCAACUGGAAUGAGUCUCACCAAAAUCCAUGCGCUUGGAAUGGAAUCUCUUGUGAUGCAUUCAACACCGUUACCAGUGUUGAUAUCAUCGAUGCGCUGAUUUCUGGCAACUUGACUUCUGCUAUAUGCACCCUACCCAAUCUCACGGCCUUGACUCUCCAGGGCAAUGCUUUCAGCGGUCCCUUCCCCAAUGCCCUCUUGCAUUACAAACGUUUGCGAAAGCUCGAUUUGUCGAGCAACCAUUUCGCUGGAAUGUUCCCAGCUCAUAUCUUCCAAUUGAGUGAGUUGAGAAUCUUGAACUUAGCACAUAAUGCUUUCAGCGGCUCCGUUCCUCUAGCUUUCGGAACGCUGCCAAAGCUAGAAGCUCUCUUCCUCCACGAAAAUAGUUUGAGUGGGACAUUCCCCAUGUUCAUCGGGAAUUUGGAGUCUCUAACGAACUUCGCGAUUGGCCGCAAUCCUCUGCUUCCUGGUCUAAUUCCGAGAGAGCUUGGCAAUUUAAAACAGCUGCAGGUGUUAAGCCUAGCUGGAGGACCUGGAUGUGUCGCAGAAUCAUCUCUCGGGCAAAAUUCCGACCAGUUUAAUGGCUCUCUCAAAUUUGAGAACACUGUAUAUCUCUCACAACAACUUGUCAUUCCGUGGAACAUUGGCCAGCUGACGAGCUUAUCCGAAAUGGAUUGUGGCCACAAUCAGCUUCAGGGCACAAUUCCCACUGCAAUCGGCAAUUUGCCCCAGAGUUUGGGUACAUACUCCGAUUUCAUUGUCUCUGAUGCGUCAGAAAAUGGAUUGGGAGGCCCUCUGCCAAGGAAUCUGUUCAUGGGAGGAGUAUUGUAUGGCUUCGCAACUACUUCAAACAACUACAACGGUACCCUGCCUCCGUUCUUUGAAAAUUGCACAUCUCUACAAUAUCUCUACAUCGACAACAACCAGCUGAGCGGUGAGAUUCCAGAGGGGCUAUGGGGUGCUGUCAAACUCAAGGGAUUGUUUUUAAACAACAAUAAGUUUGAAGGCAAGAUUUCGGCUGCAAUUGCCCAAGCGAAGAAUGUGAGGCGAUUGAAGAUAAGCAACAACCGGUUCAAAGGAAGCAUUCCUCCAGAAGUUGGUCAGCUGACAAAACUUCAAGUAUUUGAAGCUAGCAACAACCGCUUGUUAGGGCCCAUUCCGCAUGAGCUCACGAGCUUAAGUUUGGUCAAUAUUCUCCUUCUGGACCAUAAUUUUCUCUCAGAAGAAAUUCCCGAGGAAAUUAUGUCGCUGGAGAAUCUUAAUCAGCUCAAUUUGGGUUACAAUAAACUUACAGUCAAAACCCCUCGAUUUUUCAGCAACAUAUAUAGUCUUGAUCUGCCAACCAAUUUGCUCUCUGGUAGUGUUCCUCUCGAAAUGGGACGACUGAAUCUAAAUAUUUUCAAUGUAUCCAACAAUCACUUGUCUGGACACAUUCCUGAUGUUUUAGACAUUCCCGUUUACAAGGAGAGCUUUCUGGGCAACCCAAUGCUAUGCGGAGGACGGAACCUCACGCUACCUUCGUGUUUCUCUACACGUAAGCUGUCGCCUCAGAGGUUAGCUAUCAUUCUGGUGCCUUCUUUAAGUAUACUAGCAAUAGCUUUGUACUCCAUUUGUCUGCAUCGUUCGUGUGUGAGGAAGCAAAGUGACGCACCAUUGUGGAAAAUGACGACAUUGAAUUCGACAGCGUAA
Cryptomeria japonica (Japanese cedar) is the source of this 1785-nucleotide messenger RNA. Its product is annotated as receptor-like protein kinase HSL1. Bases 1 to 1785 code for a protein of 594 amino acids. NCBI's taxonomy places the organism in Eukaryota, Viridiplantae, Streptophyta, Pinopsida, Cupressales, Cupressaceae. Gene Ontology annotation, molecular function: protein binding. The transcript has 3 exons. The record is from RefSeq and is a predicted model, not a curated record.